Molecule: messenger RNA, 1836 nt
Organism: Rhopilema esculentum
Lineage: Eukaryota; Metazoa; Cnidaria; Scyphozoa; Rhizostomeae; Rhizostomatidae
Product: mitochondrial import receptor subunit TOM40 homolog
Biological process (GO): protein import into mitochondrial matrix
Cellular component (GO): mitochondrial outer membrane
Molecular function (GO): transmembrane protein transporter activity
Source: RefSeq, a predicted model, not a curated record
ACACGAGGUAGAGUCGUGCAGUCGCGGUCCUCCUUGUUCAAGAUGGGGAAUGCGAACUCUGCUGCAAGUGCUACUCAGCCGUCGCCUAAACCACCCUCGGGUGGCCAAUCUGUUACCAACAUGCCGCCAGCACCACCUAUGACUGCUCCUUCACCACCAGUGGAAAGCAAGGCUGACACUCCUGUUGAAGAGGUCAGGAAAAACCCUGGAAGUUAUGAGGACAUUCACAAGAAGUGCAGAGAUUUGAUGCCAACACCAUAUGAAGGCUUCAAGCUUGUUGUCAAUAAAGGACUGAGCAAUCAUUUUCAGAUCAGCCACACCCUUAAUCUCAGUGCUACAAUGCCAAGCUCAUACCAUUUUGGUGCAACUUAUGUUGGAACUAAACAGAUAAGUCCAGCAGAGGCAUAUCCAGUCAUACUAGGUGACAUUGACAAUUCUGGGAGUCUAAGUGCACAAAUUAUUCACCAGUUUUUGCCAAAUUUAAAAAGCAAGUUAGUUGUUCAGACGCAAAAGUCACAGUUUUCAAUGAUACAAGCUGAUUCUGAAUACAGAGGAAAAGAUUUCACCAGCACCUUAACUCUAGGCAACAUUGAUGUUAUCAACGAAUCUGGUAUUGUUAUUGCACAUUAUUUGCAGAAGUUAAUGCCUCGUCUUGAUAUUGGGGCUGAACUUCUUUACCACUACGGAGCUGGACAAGAAGCAGCUGCUCUAUCUUUAUCAGGUCGUUACACUGCAGAUAAUUGGGUCGCUGGUGGCACAUUAGGCCAGUCAGGAUGGCACACUAGUUAUUACCACAAAGGCAACGAAAACGUGCAGGUGGGAGUAGAGUAUGAAUACAAUUCUAGAGCUCAAGAGGGUUGCGUUAGUUUAGGCUAUCAAGUGGACCUUCCUAAGGCUAACUUUACUUUUCGUGGACUGGUUGAUACCAACUGGACUGUGGCUGGCUUUUUCGAGAAAAAGUUGCCUCCUCUUCCAUUUACCUUUGUGUUAAGCGGUAUGAUUAAUCAUCAAAAAAAUACAAGUAGAUUUGGUUUCGGAUUAUUGAUUGGAUAGAAAUCUUUCUUUCCAUAUAGAUAUUAGCAGUAGUGCAGAAUUUCUUCAUCAAUGUUCAAAAUAUCUUUGCAAAUGCGUUAUUUUUAAAUAUAACUGUAUAGUCCUAAGAUGUGAACUUCAAUAAACAAUGUCACGAGUGAUGUUAGUUAGCAUGUGGAUGAGAUCCGCACCCAUUUCAUCUUAUUUCUUAUAAUUUUCAAUGGCAUAUCGGUAUUUAUAUACAUGUAACUCCUUCCUUUCAAAUAGUACCGUGGAAUGGAAUAAGAGUGUUGUACAAGCCUUACAAAUUGACAUUUGAAGGCUUCCCUCUCUCUCCUUAGUUCUUUAGAAGGCCUUCUAAGCACAACAUGUACCCUCAGUCUAUCUAAACACAAGCAACAGCGAAAACAUAAGAUUUUUGGUCCACCACGACGUCAGGGGAGGUUUGCAAGUGUGUCGAAGAAAGUUUGAGAAAGUUUAGGGUUUUAUAGGGGGUGGUAGUUACCAAAGAACGAUAUAAAAUUAGAAGUUUCUAAUUUCUUUUGAAAUCUAGCUCUCAGACGCCUAUGUGCGCUACCCUAAAAAUGAUUUUCCUGCAUAUUUCACACAGACUUUGUAAAGAUGAAAAUUCUUGACUGCUAGUUUUGACCCACCUUAGAACUAUGUACGACCCAACUUAGAACAGACACAUGCUUUGAGUGUUUAGAUAUAUUGAUAUAGCGUAUGUUUUGAAUCACGCUUAGAGUAAACAACUUUACUAAGCAGAUAUAAAUUUUUGAAUGAAUGUUAUAUUCUUACUCAUCA